This is a messenger RNA of Calliphora vicina (urban bluebottle blowfly), 1128 nucleotides long. RefSeq lists its product as uncharacterized. The transcript is spliced from 2 exons. Lineage: Eukaryota; Metazoa; Arthropoda; Insecta; Diptera; Calliphoridae. The record is from RefSeq and is a predicted model, not a curated record. The coding region runs from base 1 to 1128 and encodes 375 amino acids.
AUGAAUACAUUUGUAACAAUUAUGUGUUUUGCUUUGGUAGCAACGGCAGCAGCCAAACCUGGCUACAACUAUCAACAACCAAAACCAGUUGUAAAACAAACAUUCCGUCCAUCAGCACCAAUUAGUAACAGUGGCAUUUACUCAGUCCAACAGGCUCCCCCAUUGACCUCAUUCAAUGUUCAGUCUCAAAGCCAGCAAAUCAAGCAAAACUAUGUUGCAUCUGUACCCGCUCCAGGACCAGUUCCCCAAUUCGCUCCUCAGCCAAUUGAAGUAGCCGCUCCUCCAGCUCAAUAUUCUCAACAACAAUUUGCUACACCUGUCCAACUAUAUGCUCCUUCAGCUCCUCAAUUUGCUGGCCCAGCUCCUCAGUAUGUUGCUCCCGUACAACAACAAGCUGUAUAUGCUCCUACUUCUCAAGUAUCUUCCUCCUCCCAGUACAAUUAUCAACCUCAACAACAAACCAUUGUCUCAAAGGAUAUCUAUAUUCACUCUGCUCCUGAGGAAACCGAAGAAAUCGGCAACGAUUUAGGUGCUGAAGCUGGACCCCUCCGCAAGAACUACCGCAUUGUGUUCAUCAAGGCCCCAAGCCAAAACUUGAAACUCAAUUUGAACUCUCUUAAGCGCGCUCAAGCUUCCAACGAAGAAAAGACUGUCAUCUAUGUGUUGUCCAAGAAACCCGACCUUGCCAACAUCCAAAGCCAAUUGUCUGCCGUACAAACCGAACAAAAGGCCCAUAAACCCGAAGUUUACUUUAUCAAGUACAAGACUCAAGAAGAAGCCAACCGUGCUCAACAAGAAAUCCAAGCCCAAUACGAUGCUUUGGGUGGUUCCACUCAUAUUUCCGAUGAAGGUAUCGCUCCCGUCACCUCGGUCAUUGGUGGUGGUCCCGUCAACGUUGGCUCAGUUGGUCCUUCUUUCGCCAGUGGCUCAAGUAAUGUUCCUGUUUUCUCCAGUGGUUCAGUUAAUGGUCCUUCUUUCGGUGGCAGCUCCAACUUUGUGCAAUCUGCUAGCAGCAACCAACAACAAUUCGUGCAACAAUCUUUCCAAGGUAGCCAAGGUUCUGCUUCUAAUGUUAGCUUUGGCGUUGAAGCUCCCAACCACAAGUACUUGCCUGCUCAAAAGAAAUAG